Molecule: messenger RNA, 1512 nt
Organism: Postia placenta MAD-698-R-SB12
Lineage: Eukaryota; Fungi; Basidiomycota; Agaricomycetes; Polyporales; Adustoporiaceae
Exons: 3
Coding region: 1-1512 (503 amino acids)
Source: RefSeq, a predicted model, not a curated record
AUGCCCUUUCUAUUGCUAAAUGAUGAUGUCCUGUCGUCCAUAUUGUCCUUCGUUUCACCCAGUGACGCCUUUGCUGUCGCAGCCACUGCUAAGAGAGUCCACUACAUCGCUAUUCGCCGUGCACUAUCCUCAGCAAGUCUCGAGACGCCUGCACAAGUGAAGGCCUUUAACUCAUAUAUUCUCGCGGAUGCAGAAUACCGGCCGGCAUGCAUACGCGCAUUGACACUAUCUGCAUGGGCCUUCCGAGACGUCAAUCUGCGUAAGGACUACUCGGCCGUACCUCACCUUGUCGCUGUCCUUGCGUCUGCACACGGUUUGCGAUGCCUCUCUCUCCCGGACAUUGAGACUGUGUUACAAAACAACCCUCAAAUUUGGAAUGCCAUAACUGGGUUGUCUAACCUCAUCGAGCUGCAUUUACGUGAUGCUGGCCCUCUCGCUGUCUCUCUAGUGCACAAUCUAGGACGUGGACUUGUGAAUCUUUCUGUCAGCAGUGCCGAAAACAUUCGAACUGCGCUCAUUCCUUCACUCAUCCCAGCACUCACCCGGCAGCAAGAUCUGCGAUCCCUGAAGGCCAGUGCUGUGUUCUUUUAUCCCGAUGUGAUGGAGGACCCCUCAAUGGUCCACUCGGCACUCCAGUCCUUGGAGGUCUAUGAUUGUCUGUACCUGAGCAACAUUGUCUCGCGCACGUUCCCUAACAUUCAGACAUUGCGCGCAAUUCGACCACUGCCCCAUGCAAUUGUUACCGUCGACCGUCCUGGCUGGGGACCAGCCUCUUGGAAACACUUAGAACGCCUUUACAUUCAAGAGCCUGCCGACUUCACGUUGUGGAAGGCAUCCUGUCUCGUGCGCUGGUUGAUAUUCACGAAUAAGGGGGGUGUCUCAGAUGCAUCGCUAGUUGAAAUGGUGGGCGGUACACUGCCUGUCAUUCUGACCAUGACGGUCACCCAAACCAUGCUCAUCUCCUGGAUGAGCUUAAUGAACGUGAAUUCCCGUCUGAGGUGCCUUCAGCUCACCCUCCUUUCAACCACUGGUUUUGACGAUCAUAAUGGCAUAACAAACCUAUCUGGGUGGAUGGCAUCCCUCCCUCCCAUUCUGUAUUCCUCAGCACUCGUCAUGAUUCGAAUCUACAUUGUAGGACAUUUCCCGAGACAAAUGGCGGAAUCGGAGGAUGACGUCCUCGAGCGGUUGGCAGUUCCAAUCGCAAAUGCCAUUCCUACUCUCCGUUAUUUGUGCCUCGGAGCGGGUCCUGGAAUAGCCUGGGACAGCGAUGCAGAUCCUGCGGAACCUAACUUCAUGGGCAGGAUUGUUUGGUGGAAAGUGUUCGACGAAGACGGCAGGCGCUGCCUAAGACCGAUCUCGUCGGAGGUGUGGUUCCGUGCGCUGGCGCAUAUCGACAGUGCGGAGUUUGAGUUUGAUUUGGUUUUUGAUGGUGUGUCCCUGAGUCCUGAAUGCUCUUAUGCUACCGUGACUAACAUCAUUCCAGAGGUAGGAGAGAUGUGGAGGUUGCUUUGA